Ctenocephalides felis (cat flea) is the source of this 2734-nucleotide messenger RNA. RefSeq lists its product as uncharacterized. The transcript is spliced from 12 exons. Gene Ontology annotation, cellular component: focal adhesion; axon. Gene Ontology annotation, molecular function: protein phosphatase binding; signaling adaptor activity. NCBI's taxonomy places the organism in Eukaryota, Metazoa, Arthropoda, Insecta, Siphonaptera, Pulicidae. Gene Ontology annotation, biological process: cell surface receptor protein tyrosine phosphatase signaling pathway; axonogenesis. Bases 142 to 2568 code for a protein of 808 amino acids. The record is from RefSeq and is a predicted model, not a curated record.
UCUUUACGAAGGAGUUUAAGACAAGAACCGCCUAAAUUAUCGUUCAUUUCGCGGUGGAGAUCGGAAGGAAAUUUGGCGCAAUUGGAUGACAGUGUGGAUAGUAACUCUAGUCUGCCGGUUGGGGGAAGACUUGAAAAAUGCAUGAAGGCACUAAGUGGUAGCUUGAAAAAUCUUCUCCAGUUGGGCGGUAUGUCGCGGCCGCCAAAGGCCGCACCACAAGCAAAACGUGUGGCGCCUCCGGCAGUGCCGGAUCUGUAUCGUUUGUCCGGCAGCUCAUUCGGGUCAGCUGGCUAUGCGAGCGCCGAGGACGCGGUCUUUCUGGCUCCCGACACGCCCACGACCAUUAGAGAUGAUCAUUCGGACUAUGGAAGUACGGCUAGUGGUGGCACACAACCAGGUAAAAGUCCAGGAAUUCCUGUUUACGGUCCUGGGCAACAACCGCCAGCGUUUUCGUUUCCUCCGCAAAGCGGGCAAACUGUCGUUGGUCCACCCACACUGACUCAUAAAGCUGCAGUUUAUUAUCAUCAUCAAUUAGCUCUACAGGAAGACCAAGGGAUAGACAUGACACAAUCGCCUGGACGUGAUAGUCCAGGAUCUAGUUCUGGAUCAGCUGGUUCUGGAUCACGGCACUCAACUGCAUCUUUGGAUUCCGGAAGAGCUUCUGGUUAUUUGGGAGCACCGCGAGGAGCUCUUGGAUCGGCUUCAUCUCCUAGAUGCAGUUUGAGUUCUUGUUCUCUUGGCUCGGAACAUGGUCGAUAUGAAAGGAUGAUAUUACAAGGAAUACCGGAUCAUGAAGUGAUUCAUGCUUGGCUCACUGAAUUGCAAUAUGAAGAAUACAGCCCAUUAUUUGGAGCUGCUGGUUAUGACUUGGCUACAGUAGCUCGGAUGACACCCGAAGAUUUGACUGCGAUCGGAAUCAAAAAACCUAAUCACAGAAAACGGCUUAAGGCAGAAAUUCAACAAUUAGUUUUACCGGACAAUCUACCUGACUACAUACCGGGGUCUAUUGAAGAGUGGUUGCGUUUAUUACGACUGGAUGAAUAUGCACCGGCUUUGAUAUCUCAAGGCUACAAAACUGUACAAGAUGUUACUCAACUUACUUGGGAAGAUUUGGAAGAGACCGGUAUCGUGAGAUUAGGUCAUCAGAAGAAAAUAAUGUUAGCCAUAAAACGUGUAAAAGACGUUCAAGCUGGUAAAAGAUUUUCGGGACAUACUGGCCAAUGUUCUGCUCAGGAUUCACUUGGGUCUCCAUCCUGCGGUAGUGUAAUCAACGAUGAACCAGUUUACAUCCACACAAUGAGACACGCUUACCAGCAACCCUGGGAGGUUCAACAAUCUAGAAUGAUGACCGCCAGCUGCCAUCCCGUCCAACAAAAUUGUUACGUGGGAUACGGAAUGAAUGAUAUAGUUCCCAUACAGAUUCGACAAGGUCGCGGAAAAAGUUUAGAAAGCUUGGAGGAUACAGAAAGAGGUCCUGUAACCCACCUUACGUUUACCAAUGAAGGUGGACCACAAGCGUUGUACGUUAGUGGUGCAGGUCCUGGAAUGCCCUCUAGUAUCAUGUUGUCUGGAGGUCAACAGUGGCGCCGGUCAUAUGAUGAUGGCGAUAUCACGCCGACAAAUGAGGCUUCGAUACUAGCAAGUUACGAAGGUGGCGGAACAUUACCACGGCCCCGCGGAUUUGUUCGACCAAGGCCUGUUGCAAAAGUCACGGGCAAUACGAAGGCUGUACCUCAGUCGCAUUUUCAAGAUUUUAAUGAUAAAAUACCUUAUUCUCAACAACAUCAGCAGCAAGCUUAUAAUGAAUAUAUACAAUAUGCAACAUCGACUAGUAAAUAUUCACAUUUGUACAGCCCUCAUUUGACCAAGAAAAUGCCACCGCAACCACCUAAACGUCAGAGCUCGAAUUCAGGAUUAGAUGGUAUUUAUAAUGUAGGCUCCAUACAUCAAACCACAGUAGAAAUACAUGCAGAAAAUAAUUCUCCACCUAAUAAAAGUUUACCGAGCUUACACGAAUCUAAUAAGCAACUGCCGCUAAGUCUUCCUGCUUAUCCAUCGUCGGAUAGUUUAAGCUGCGUCAGCCUGGAAAGUGAAGGCCUGCCUUUACCUCCGCCACCAGCACCUUGUACCCCACCGACAGGUAUAAUGCCAUCUAGAUCUUGGACAGAUGGAACCAGUAGGAUGAAUGAAGAGCAAAUGCUUAUCAAUACUUUAGCAAAUCAAGCGCGUAAUGGUAGCGACGCCAGUUUUAAAUCUAGCUCAAGUACAGAAAGCGAUAGUCUGCCAUUCGCCAACGAGAAUGCAGGCACCAUCAAACAACGCGCCAACGCAAGCCUGAACCGCAACCAGAGUUCCCUAGAAUUCUCCCGGUCAAACUCUUUAUCCAGACAAAGCGGCCACAUGCAUUCAAGUUCACAAAAUGCAGAUUUAAAUUCAAUAACACCCCAUGAAAGUACAGAGCCAGCCGAUGUUCUGAGCGACAUAGGAAACAUGUUGGCAAAUUUAACCGAUGAAUUAGAUGCCAUGUUAGAAGAAGAGAAACGACAAGGUUUGACAGAUUCACAAUAAUAAAAAGUUACAGGUAAAAACGUUGGUUAGGACGCGUGUUACUUUUUUGAGAUGUCGUUAAAGUAUUACGCUGUGAUAUAGAGCUAGUGUAUUUUGGUUCAAAGUAUUAUAUACUUGUAAUGAAGUGGGCGCGGAAACAGGAGAAAGUAUAAAGAAAUUCAAUUUU